Molecule: messenger RNA, 644 nt
Organism: Pimephales promelas (fathead minnow)
Lineage: Eukaryota; Metazoa; Chordata; Actinopteri; Cypriniformes; Leuciscidae
Source: RefSeq, a predicted model, not a curated record
UUUUUACCUUUAAUGACUUUCUCUUGCAGAGACAUGACUUAAAGCUGGAGGCACAGACAGACAUGAAUGUGCAAAACCUCUGGCUUCCUGUUUUCAGGAUGUCUUCUCUGACAGAUGCCUGCUGGAGGUAACCGAAACACACCACAGCCAUUUUUAUUCACCCUGGAGUGGACAUGGUCCAUUGGGCCACUCAUCUGGUGACAUGUGUCUGGAUACAGGCUGUAAUGUCUGCAUUAGACUCUUGUCCCCCAACGGCCCCCAUCGCUGUGGACUUCUCGGUGCCGUACCCAAUGACUUACUUUCAGACCCGCAAUCCCAUCCAGAACAUAGUUACCAACUCCCUUUUCCAAGAGGUCUACGUGGCCUCUCAGAACGUCAUCGAGGCCGUGAACAUCACUCUAGGGAAACUGUGGGAACUCCGUACGGGACCGGUUGCCAGUCCGGAGUGUGAGAUAUGCAAUUUGUGUGAUAUCGCAAGAGAUCCCUUCCAAGAGGACACAGACAAUGAGGUGUUGCUCCUAGACACGUUCCUGAUGUACUUGUACUCGUGUGGAAGUUCCCAGUAUGGAGUUUGCUUUUUCCAUCAACUCCAUGAAAAUGGAAAGCCUCCUGGGCCUUCGAAGUGUUUAUUCCGGAAGAAGUGA